Suillus discolor is the source of this 1901-nucleotide messenger RNA. Its product is annotated as P-loop containing nucleoside triphosphate hydrolase protein. Gene Ontology annotation, biological process: DNA-templated DNA replication; DNA repair; regulation of DNA repair. Gene Ontology annotation, cellular component: nucleus. Gene Ontology annotation, molecular function: enzyme activator activity; ATP binding; DNA binding. Lineage: Eukaryota; Fungi; Basidiomycota; Agaricomycetes; Boletales; Suillaceae. The record is from RefSeq and is a predicted model, not a curated record. The transcript has 10 exons. The coding region runs from base 72 to 1820 and encodes 582 amino acids.
GGACUCUGUCAAAAUUUUGAUUAGCGUAUCAAAGCUGAUAGAUUUGACUUACCCCUGCUCUGAACGAUCACAUGCCUUCAGUAUCUUGUCCAAUAUGUCUGCAGCCUGUUCUGGAGGAGAACAUCAAUAAACAUCUGGACAGCGGCUGUAGUAUUCAUGUGGCACCUCAAGGAGAACCCUCAUCUCGGCCCAAAAACACGGCACUUAAGAAGUUGGCACCGAUAUUCAGCCAGACUCGUGACAAGCACACCAGCACUCUAGCUGACGACCCUUUAGUACCUCCAUCGAUGACCCAAGACACGCCCACAACUUCCAAGAAACGAAAGUUUCAAGUGUCAUCAGUGUCGAGCAAACGCUUCAAGGACACGCCCUCUAACUUCAAGUCUUCCGUGCCUCUUGCGGAAAGGCUUCGCCCAAAAUGCCUGGAUGAAUUUUUCGGGCAGAAGCACUUAACUGGCCCUGAGUCUCUUCUGAUGAGUAUGUUGGACAGUGGUAUUAUUGGUAGUCUUAUAUUAUGGGGACCACCUGGCUGUGGGAAGACCACUUUGGCAAGAUUAUUGGCACGGCACGUGGACUGCAAUUUCAGGGAGCUAAGCGCUACUUCUUCUGGUACGAACGAUGUUCGCACAGUGCUCGAAGAGGCUAAAGCAACUCUUUCAUUGACUGGAAGAAAAACAAUACUGUUUCUGGACGAGGUCCAUCGAUUCAAUAAGGCACAACAGGAUGUCUUCCUUCCAUGUAUUGAGCAAGGCCAAAUACAAAUGAUCGGAGCGACAACCGAGAACCCGUCAUUCAGGCUGACAGGCGCCUUGCUGAGUCGUUGCAGAGUGUUAGUACUUGAGCGUUUAACAGAUGAUGAUAUCCGAGGUAUUAUCUCCAGUGCUGUAGAGCGAGUCUUGGCAUCCUCCCCUCGUGACUGUGAACAGCCAGAAACUGAAAGAGCGGCUAGCCCGCCGGUGGGUACAGAACCCAUGACAUCGCAAAAUUCGCUGUCUCGAUCUCAGUCUCAAUCCUCGCAGGCGCCUAUGAGUUGCAAUGGUCCACCUCUGCCGUACGCUCAACUCACAGACCGUGUCAUCUCUUCCAUCGUAUCUCUUUCUAUGGGAGAUGCCCGGACUGCGUUAUCUUUAUUAGAGCUUGUUCUGGCUUCUAAACCAGAUAGAGAUGAACAUGCCCUUCUCGCAUCAUUACGCCGAAGUGUCUCUGCUUCUUACGAUCGUGUAGGGGAGAGCCACUACGACAUGAUUUCAGCGCUUCACAAGAGCAUUCGCGGUAGCCAGGGUAGUGCUGCUAUGUACUGGUUAGCACGGAUGCUGACAGGAGGAGAGGACCCGUUGUAUAUCGCGAGAAGAUUGGUGGUCUGUGCAAGCGAAGAUAUUGGGCUGGCUGAUGCGCAUGCCCUUCCUUUGGCAAUGGCAGCUCUUCAAGCUUGCCAGGUUAUCGGUAUGCCCGAGUGCCGAAUCAAUCUAGCACACUGCGUAGGUUAUUUAUCAGAAGCGCCGAAAUGUACUCGCGCGUACGAGGCAUACAACCGAGCGGAGGUAGCGGCAAAGUUAGACCCGACAAUGCCUGUACCCAUGGUGGCCCGUAAUGCUCCGACAGCCCUCAUGAAGGAGCUUGGCUAUGCAGAAGGCUAUAAUUAUAACCCAAGUUUUCGGCACCCCGUGCACAAUGAGUUCCUCCCGAUUGCGUUUCGCGGCGAUAAUUUUUUAAAGGAGGUUGGAGAUCUGUCGGACAAGGUUUGGGAUGAGCAGGAGUUAUUGCGUUGGGAGCAAGAAGAGAAUGGCGGACGGUUAUGGAAAGGUCGUUCUUCUGCUUAACACCGUGAUUGAACUCUGUAUCGUUUGACUGUUGUCGAUCCCUUCUUUGUUGCUAUGCCACCGCAUUGCGGGUAACAUUUA